UCUCUCUCUCUCUCUCUCUCUCUCUCUCUCUCUCUCUGUUUGGGGACUAGGAAAAAGGAAGCUCCUUUAGACCAGGGCUUCUCCAAAGAUCCAAACUUUGACGAUCGAAUCGACAGAAAACAAGCAAAGCGGUUGAAUUCCGACAGGCAAAGAGACAGACAGAUAUGUCGUGUUCAUCCUCGUCUGGAUCAGAGGAAGACGAUGAGGGAUUCGAUUCGUACCGUAAAGGUGGAUAUCACGCCGUCAGACUCGGCGAUCCGUUCGCCGGAGGCCGUUACAUCGCCCAGAGAAAGCUUGGUUGGGGCGAGUUCUCCACCGUUUGGCUUGCCUACGACACUCGCACCUCCAGUUACGUUGCUCUGAAGAUUCAGAAAAGUGCCCAGCAAUUUGCUCAAGCUGCACUUCACGAAAUCGAACUCCUUUCAGCUAUUGCUGGCGGGGACCCCGACAAUUCCAAGUGUGUUGUUCAUUUGAUUGACCACUUUAAGCAUACAGGUCCUAACGGACAGCAUUUAUGCAUGGUACUAGAAUUUCUCGGUGAUAGCUUGCUCCGGCUGAUCAAAUAUAACCAUUACGAGGGACUGGAAUUGAAUAAAGUUCGGGAGAUAUGCAGAUGUAUACUCACGAGUCUAGAUUAUAUGCACCGUGAACUCGGUAUGAUUCACACUGACUUGAAACCAGAAAACAUCCUUCUCUGUUCCACCAUUGACACCGCCAAGGAUCCCGUCAGAUCUGGACUGACACCAAUAUUAGAAAGGCCAGAGGGAAACCUAAACGGAGGUGGUGGGACGACUAUGAAUCUGAUUGAGAAGAAGCUGAAGAGGAGAGCGAGAAGGGCAGUUGCCAACAUAUCGGAAAGAAGGGGUUCCAUGGUAGGUACAGUUGAAGCAGUUCCAUCAAAGGCCGGAAGAAAUAUGGAUGGGAUUGAUAUGAGAUGCAAAGUCGUGGACUUUGGGAAUGCAUGUUGGGCCGAUAAGAAAUUUGCGGAAGAGAUUCAGACGAGACAGUACAGAGCGCCUGAAGUAAUUCUCCAGUCGGGUUACUCUUUCUCCGUCGAUAUGUGGUCAUUUGGUUGUAUUGCCUUCGAGCUUUCCACAGGCGAUAUGCUAUUUGCUCCGAAAGACGGGAAUGGUUACAGCGAAGACGAGGACCACCUAGCUCGUAUGAUGGAACUCCUUGGGAAAAUGCCUCGAAAGAUCGCCAUUGGAGGUGCUCGGUCCAAGGAUUUCUUCGACAGACAUGGCGACCUUAAGAGGAUCCGAAGGUUGAAAUACUGGACACUGGAACGUUUACUGAUCGAUAAAUACAGGUUUCCAGAACCGGAAGCCCGGGAAUUCGCAGAGUUCCUCAGUCCGAUCCUAGAUUUCGCACCCGAGAAACGACCCUCUGCUCAAGAAUGCCUGCAACAUCCAUGGCUGAAACUCAGGGCGCAUGAGAAAACAGAGCAGGAGAUGAGAAAGUUACAUAUCAAUGGCUGAGCUGAAGGUUUCGUACGGAUGUCCCCCUUUUCUUCUCUCUUUUUUUUUGGGUGUCAUUCUUUGGUUCGUUUUUUGGUUUUGAAUAAGACUGAUUAAUUUCUUUGUUUUUGUUAAUGGUCAUUGAUUAAGCAAUGAUUUCAUAUACAGUACAAAAGAAAUCGCGAUUAAUGAAUCACUAACUAUGUUUUGCGAAUUCAUAAUCAGUUUUUUUUU
Messenger RNA from Tarenaya hassleriana, 1691 nucleotides. RefSeq names its product SRSF protein kinase 1-like. The record is from RefSeq and is a predicted model, not a curated record. Gene Ontology annotation, molecular function: ATP binding; protein kinase activity. The transcript is spliced from 3 exons. Lineage: Eukaryota; Viridiplantae; Streptophyta; Magnoliopsida; Brassicales; Cleomaceae. The coding region runs from base 165 to 1478 and encodes 437 amino acids. Gene Ontology annotation, biological process: spliceosomal complex assembly; protein phosphorylation; regulation of mRNA processing.